This is a messenger RNA of Gongylonema pulchrum, 1074 nucleotides long. Lineage: Eukaryota; Metazoa; Nematoda; Chromadorea; Rhabditida; Gongylonematidae. The record is from the annotation of a GenBank genome assembly.
CAUGUAAACACGGAAUCCGAGAAUAGCAGUGGAGUGAGCGUACUGAUUAAUUCAUUCAGUGGUCGAACAAUUCGUAUCCGAGUUGCGAAGAAAAAAGGCAAAGAAGAUGAGAAAUUGUUAAGUGAGGGCAAACUUGACGAAGAAGGCGAAGAGCAGCUGUCAUCCAUCUGGAGUACCAUAUCCACAAGUGUAACAGGUGGUGAAAAAUACGAUACAAUAAAUAUAUUUUCACUAGCAUCCGGACACCUCUAUGAACGAUUUAUGCGCAUCAUGAUUCUGAGUACAAUGAAACACACCAAACAUCCCGUGAAAUUUUGGCUUCUCAAGAACUACCUCUCACCUCAUUUUAAGGAAACGCUACCUCUAAUGGCGAAAAAUUACGGUUUCCAGUAUGAGCUGGUCGAAUAUCGAUGGCCACGUUGGCUUUAUCAACAAACUGAGAAGCAGAGAGUUAUAUACAAAAUUUUGUUCCUGGACGUGCUGUUCCCAUUGGAUGUCAGGAAAAUUAUAUUCGUCGAUGCGGAUCUCAUCGUUCGUACCGAUUUGAUGGAACUGAUGGAAUUAGAUCUCGGUGGUGCUCCAUAUGGUUUCACACCUUUCUGUGACAGUAGAUCUUCGAUGGAUGGUUUCAGAUUUUGGAAAAAAGGCUAUUGGGCAAAUCAUCUUGCUGGUCGUAAAUAUCAUAUUAGGUCUGCUCUCUACGUAAUAGAUUUGGUGAAAUUCCGUCAGGUGGCAGCUGGUGAUCGUUUACGUGGCCAAUAUCAGGGUCUUAGUGCUGAUCCGAACAGUCUUGCAAAUUUGGAUCAGGAUUUACCAAACAAUAUGAUCCAUCAGGUGCGUAUCAAAUCGUUGCCUCAAGAAUGGCUCUGGUGUGAGACAUGGUGCGAUGAUGCUUCAAAAGCGAAUGCAAAAACAAUUGAUUUGGUUGGUAAUUUGGUUUUCUCUCCAUACUAUAUUGCUUUGAUGCUCUCUCUUGCCGUCAAUGCACUUGAGUUUGCCAGAUUCGCGUUAUUUUGUUUAGGACCUGAGAACGGAACCUCUUUACCACUAACAGUCUUCGUACUGUUCCCAUAA